Messenger RNA from Etheostoma cragini (Arkansas darter), 3196 nucleotides. Its product is annotated as methylenetetrahydrofolate reductase-like. The record is from RefSeq and is a predicted model, not a curated record. NCBI's taxonomy places the organism in Eukaryota, Metazoa, Chordata, Actinopteri, Perciformes, Percidae. Gene Ontology annotation, molecular function: FAD binding; methylenetetrahydrofolate reductase [NAD(P)H] activity. The transcript has 10 exons. Bases 1 to 1839 code for a protein of 612 amino acids. Gene Ontology annotation, biological process: tetrahydrofolate interconversion. Gene Ontology annotation, cellular component: cytosol.
AUGAGCCUGCUGCCCCCGGGUCUGGGGGUCACAGGUUACACCAUCAGCCGAGACGGGUAUGGCUGCAGCCUGGAGCGUCCCAUGUCAUCCGUCCUGUCUCAUGCAGUCUCGUCUCAUGCGGAGCUGUGUCCGACGAAUAUCUCCACAGACCCGGUGGGAGCUGACUGGGAGGAGGAGGACGGAGGCUUCAACUACGCCACGGACCUCGUUAAACACAUCCGAUCAGAGUUUGACGACUACUUCGACAUCUGCGUUGCCGGAUACCCUACGGGCCACCCCGAGGCGGAGAGCUACGAGGCCGACCUCCGACACCUGAAGGAGAAGGUGGACGCUGGAGCAGACUUCAUCAUCACCCAGUUGUUCUUCAGGGCCGACACUUUCCUCAAGUUCCUGGACGACUGCAGGGCGAUCGGGAUCACGUGUCCCAUCCUACCUGGAAUCUUCCCCAUUCAGGGUUACCAGUCUCUGCGGCAGCUCGUCAAGCUGUCGAAGCUCGAGGUACCGGAGGAGAUCACCAAAGUCAUCGAGCCCAUCAAAGAGAACGACGCCGCCAUUCGUAACUACGGCAUCCAACAGGCGGUGGAGAUGUGCCGCGUGCUGCUGGACAGCGGCAAGGUACCGGGGCUCCACUUCUACACCCUGAACCGAGAGGUCGCCACCAUGGAGGUGCUCCGCCAGCUGGGCCUGUGGAUAGAGGACCCCAGGCGGCCUCUUCCCUGGGCAGUGAGUGCCCAUCCCAAACGGAAGGUAGAAGAUGUUCGACCCAUCUUCUGGGCCUCGCGGCCCAAGAGCUACAUCUACAGAACCCAGGACUGGGACGAGUUCCCCAACGGCCGAUGGGGAAACUCCUCAUCUCCAGCUUUCGGCGAGCUGAACGACUAUUACCUGUUCUACCUGAAGAGCAAGUCGUCCAAAGACGCUCUGCUGAAGAUGUGGGGCGAGGAGCUGCUGAGUGAAGAGAGCGUCUAUGAGGUCUUCACCUGCUACAUCGCAGCCCAACCGAACCGCAGCGGACACAAGGUGAUGUGUUUGCCGUGGAACGACGAGCCGUUGGCCCCGGAGACCAACCUGCUGAAGGACGAGCUGGAGAAGGUGAACCGACGAGGAGUCCUCACCAUCAACUCCCAGCCCAACAUCAACGGAAAACCCUCCACGGAUCCCAUCGCCGGCUGGGGGCCCGCAGGAGGCUACGUCUUCCAAAAGGUAGGAAGGCUUUCUGUCUACUGCCUUUUUGGAUUGAGGGCUGCAACUAAUGAUUAUUUCCAUUGUCGAUUUAAUCUGUGGAUUAUUUUCUGGAUGAAUGGAUUAGUUGUGCGGUCUCUAAAAUGUCAAAGAUUUGGAAAAAAGUCCAUAAGUGUUCCCCAAAUUUGCGUGCAGGGCCGUAACCUGACCAACGCCCCGGACAUGCAGCCUAACGCUGUGACGUGGGGGAUCUUUCCCGGCAGGGAGAUCGUCCAGCCGACCGUAGUGGACCCCGACAGCUUCAUGUACUGGAAGGACGAGGCCUUCGCCCUGUGGAUCGAGCAGUGGGCGAAGCUCUACGAAGACGAGUCUCCUUCACGGAUGAUCAUCAAGUACAUCCACGACAACUACUUCCUGGUCAACCUGGUGGACAACGACUUCCCUUUAGAGAGCUGCCUGUGGCAGGUCAUCGACGACAUGUUCGAGCUGCUCGACGCAACUCCAGAGCCGCUCGCCGACGCAACUCCAGAGCCGCUCGCCGACGCAACUCCAGAGCCGCUCGCCGACGCAACUCCAGAGCCGCUCGCCGACGCAACUCCAGAGCCGCUCGCCGACGCAACGCCAGAGCCGCUCGCCAACGCAACGGACACCAAAUGAAAUCAACAGAAAGAAACGCUACAGAACGGUCGAUAUUUUAUGCAUUGCCUUAAAAAAGAGAAAAUGCUGCUACUUACAAAACAGAACAUAGCAAAGAUUAAGGAUUGUACUUCACAGUAUUUUUAAAAGGUUUUUAUGAUUUUUUUUUAGCAUUUUAAGUGAAAGGAAAAUGAAAACGUACUGUUUCACCGGAACUAAAUAGGAAACAUUGAAUAUUUUUUACCUCCAUGAUCAGUAGCACUAUCCUUUGUAGCACUUCCCCCCCCCCCCAGCUGAUAAACUACACUAAACUACAGAUUCCUCGAGGACGAGUCUCACUUAAAAACAGCAAGAAGAAUGACUCGUAAAAACUGUGAAACUUAAAUAUACUUUAAAGCCUUUGUUCACACGUUAAUGGCGUCUCGGAGCUUUUGUAGUAAGCAGUUCGGAGCGUUUUUAUUCCAAAAAGCAACCGAGAGCGUGUGUUGUUGCUAUAACAACAGCUACAGUAUCCUAGAGCGCUGUAUGGAGCGGUGGAAUGGUGAAGCGAGCUAAAGACAGAGAGAGAGAGAGAGAGGUGCCAGCGUUAGAGGAAACCAAGUGGUGGAGCCAGCUAGAGAGAGAGAGCUAGAGAGAGAGAGGUGCUAACGUUAGAUAAACAAAGUGGUGGAGCAAGCUUGAGAGAGAGAGAUGCUAACGUUGGAUAAACAAAGUGGUGGAGCAAGCUAGAGAGAGAGAUGCUAACGUUGGAUAAAACUAAGUGGGUUCCCUGAACAGAGCGCGCCCGUUCAUACCGUAUAACUUGCUGUGCUCAGACUCCAUUUUUUUAGUUGUUGUUAUGGAAACAACAGGCCCGGCUCCUCCGCUUGUCAUUGGUCGGCUGUCAAAAAUGCACUUGACGUACGGCGUUGUUUUUCCAGAAAACCUCAACUUUUUUCAACUUCAAAAAGACGCUCUGAGCUGAAAAAAUAAAUAUAAAAAUAAUGUCCGGUGGCGUUUAAAAAAGCACUCACGACUUCUUUGAUAACAUUGGAUUAUAAUGCAAAACAGACGCUGGCACUUCUUAAAAUGGACGCCAAGUGUGAACAUAGCCUGAAAGUGUUUUAUUAGCGAAUGUUUUUAUUUUCAUGGAAGACAGUAGUUAGAUUUUAUGAAUGACAAUGUACUGUUAUGGGUGAAAACCUACUAUAAUAACUAUAAUAAUUCAUUUGAUCUCACGGUGAUGUCAUUAACCCUCGUGUUGUCCUCCCAUGAACUCGCCCUUCCAGGUCAAAAUUGAAAAUGAAUAUUUUUUGGGGGCUUUUCAGAUUUUUUUGUCGCUUUUUCUGAUUUAUUUGUCACUUUUUUCCAGCUUUUGGCGCAAAAAAAAAAAAAAAAA